Messenger RNA from Mastomys coucha (southern multimammate mouse), 1392 nucleotides. RefSeq names its product rhomboid domain containing 1 (gene Rhbdd1). Gene Ontology annotation, cellular component: membrane. The record is from RefSeq and is a predicted model, not a curated record. NCBI's taxonomy places the organism in Eukaryota, Metazoa, Chordata, Mammalia, Rodentia, Muridae. Gene Ontology annotation, molecular function: serine-type endopeptidase activity. The transcript is spliced from 7 exons. The coding region runs from base 325 to 1275 and encodes 316 amino acids.
GCCAGCCUCAGUGGAGAGGGUAGAGGGGAACGGCUGACUCAUGGAACUCUUCCUUGUCACUAACUCCCAUGAACUCUGUAAGACAGUAGUCGGGUCACCACCUUCUGCACAGGUGUGUCCCUGUAGCCUUGGGUUCCUUCUCUGUGCUUACAACAUCCCGAGCCAGUGGUUGGUUUACUUCCUGGUGACAAGUGAGCAUAAAAACAAGGACUGCAUUUUUCUCCAGUUUAGGAUUUGGCACACACGUGCAGCUCUCCGUGUGUCUCCCUGGGUCCCUAAUCCUCUAGCACAGUUCCUUAUCCGAGCUCCUGAUAUCCAGUAGCCAUGCAGCGGAGAACAAGAGAAAUCAACACCGGCCUCCUCCUGCUCCUCUCUCAAGUGUUCUACGUUGGGAUCAACAACAUUCCGCCUGUUACCCUCGCAACCUUGGCUGUCAAUGUCUGGCUCUUCCUGAAUCCUUGGAAGCCCCUGUACCAUUCCUGCAUCAGCGUGGAAAAGUGUUACCAGCAGAAAGAUUGGCAACGUUUACUGCUUUCUCCCCUGCACCACAGAGAUGACUGGCAUUUGUAUUUCAACAUGGUGUCCAUGCUCUGGAAAGGAGUGAGGCUGGAGAAAAGGCUGGGAAGUGGAUGGUUUGCCUACAUCAUCGCCACCUUCUCCCUGCUGACAGGGGUGGUGUAUUUGCUUUUGCAGUUUAUUUUUGCCGAACUCAUGAAUCAGCCUGACUUCAAAAAGAACUGUGCUGUCGGCUUCUCAGGAGUUUUGUUUGCCUUGAAAGUUCUUAGCAACCAUUACUGCCCUGGAGGCUUUGUCAACAUUUUGGGCUUUCCUAUCCCCAACAGAUUUGCUUGUUGGGCAGAGCUGGUGGCCAUUCACUUCUGCACCCCGGGGACUUCCUUUGCUGGGCAUCUGGCUGGCAUUCUAGUUGGUCUGAUGUACACACAUGGGCCUCUGAAGAAAAUCAUGGACACGUGUGCAGGCAUUUUUAUCUCCAAUGCUGAGCCUUCAGGACAGCAGCACCACUUUAAUAAUGGAGUCCCCUACAGAUAUCAGAAUCGCUAUGCAGACAGCAGACCAGUGAUCCAUGACACAACUUACAGGAACUAUGAUAUCUACACAGCAGGUCUGAGCGAGGAAGAGCAGCUGGAACAAGCAUUAAGAGCCAGCAUCUGGGACCAAGGAAAUACCAGAAAUGGCCCAAUACCGUAUGGGUUCCGGCUCCCGCCAGAAGAAGAAAUGAGGAGACAGCGCCUUCACAGAUUUGAUGGCCAGUGAUAUGGCACCAUGCAGGGGAAGGCGAGCCAGCUCCAGCUGUGCGAUUGGAGCCCAUUCACUUUACUCCCCAAGCCCCUAAUUGGUUUUAAACAAAAGAAGAGCACACGGUUAUCGUUG